Molecule: messenger RNA, 627 nt
Organism: Aspergillus ruber CBS 135680
Lineage: Eukaryota; Fungi; Ascomycota; Eurotiomycetes; Eurotiales; Aspergillaceae
Exons: 3
Coding region: 1-627 (208 amino acids)
Source: RefSeq, a predicted model, not a curated record
AUGUUCCUCUUCACUGAUGGCGGCCGCUUGAGCAGCUCUGAUGUUGUGGCUGGUGUUGGAUGGUAUGGACACUGGGCUGCUUGGAAGCUAGAGUCCACCUGCGGCCACCUCUGCCUCCCCCGGCAUGAAGUUUUUGAUGCAGAAGCCACUACAGCUACUGAGGGGCUGAAAGCUGUCCUCAAUAGUGUCCAGGCCCCCUGCACACAGAACUUAUACAUCCUUCUCAAUAACCAGGAGGUAACACGACAGCUAACAACAGGCUCUCCCACAGGCUCUAGCCAAAGCACCAUCCUGACCUUCCAAGAAAUCGCGAACACCUGGCCCAAUCGGCCCCUCAGAUAUGAGACUAUCCUUCCUGGACAAGCCGAUGAACAAGCGAAGAAAGGAGCUAGGUCAACCCCACAGACCAACACGCCCCCAACAAGAUAUGCCUGGGCACACCAGGCUCUGAAGGAGAAAUAUCAGGACCUCUCCAUUGGCCUAGAUAAACGACCCAUGAACUAUCUCUCCCCAGAGCCACCCUCGGUCGACUCCUUGCUGUCCGGUCAGGCCAUGGGGACUUUGCCUCAUAUCAUGAGCGCUUCGGGCAUGAAGAUGCCAAGUGAGAGUGGUCAUGUGGGCGCCUAA